AACGAGCAGCGCUAUUAUCGCUGUUGACCUCCCCACAAUUGACAGUGCGAGUGCGAGUGGGAGAGAGAGGGUCCUGUUCACAGGAUGCGCUUCACUGCGCGCGCGCACCUGUUUUUUUCUUCAGUGUUUCCGAGUGUGUUUGUGUGUGUUUUAGUUGCAGCGGUGUAACGCAACAACAAUGAGAACGACAACGGAUAGCAAAAGAGGAAGAGGAACAACCACUGCAAACAACAACAACAACAAUAAUAACAAGUCGCGCGUAAAAUUUGUUAUUGCCACAGCCAGAAAAGUGAACGCCGAGAAUUGGCCUCGAUGAUUGACGGCAACUAUGCUCAUUGUGGACAUGCUAACAUUGGCUUUAACCAACGGACAGAGCGUGCUAGAGCGAGACCGAGACCGAGACCGAGACAGAGAGAGGGAGCGAGAGCGAGAAAGAGGAAAGAUGACGGCGACAAUGGCAAACAAAGCGCUAAGCAAACAAGCUGAAGAUGCAAAUUGGAAGAGCAACAGCAACAACACCAACAACAGCAACAACAGCAACAACAAUAGAAGCAACAACAUUUAUGAUAUUGCAACAAGUCGAGCGGGCAACAUGCCACACCGUGGAGUAGGCUUCAAUGUUGCACGAGUCACUGGCGACGAUGACGAUGACGUUGGUCAUGUUGCUGCUGCCUGUGUCGAUUUGUCAUGCGAGGCACGCAUUGAUGAUGUUGCUGCUGCCAAUGCUGCCAAUGCUGCCACUGCUGCUGUUGUUGCUGGCGUGCAAUAUAAGGCGCAUUGUGCGUGGCAGCCGUUGCGCAGCGUUGCGAGGGGCGAAGAGGCGUGCCAGUCAGCAACGGCAAUGACAACACGAAUGUUGAGCGACAUGCAAACGACGCAGGCGCGUGCUGAAUACAGCAACGACAGCGACAACGACAACGACAACUACAACAUCAUCGGCAACUCACGAGCGGAAGUUGCCAGCAAUUGUGAGCGCGCGCAAGUCGAGCGUGAGAGCGGGAGCGACAACGCAAACGCAAACCAUGCUGGCCAUGGUCAACAACCACCCAAAGUCACAACAACAACAGCCAGCAAUGGGAGCAACAGCAGCAGCGACUGCGCCUGCUCAAUACCUACAGACGAGGUACCAACAGCAGAAGCAAAAGCAGCAGCAGCUCCAGUGGCAGUGGCAACACUCGGAGUGGCAGCAGUCGUCGCAGCAAGCGCAGCUGAGCACCAGCAGCAGCAGCAGCAGCAGCCCAAGCAGCCAAUUUUCAAUCAAUUUGGCCAGAAAACAAUUGCAAAACAAUUUACAACAAAUUGUGCAAAUUUCAUCUUAACAACUCAAGACAACAACGGUUUAAACGCUGUGCGACAAAAACAACAACAACAACAAUUGCAAAUCGUACAAGAAAACGGGCAGCAACUGAACGUGCAACAACACCAAGAACAACAACAACAGCAACAACAACAACAAUUUGUAAGCCAACAAAAUUUGUAUACAGGCGUCAACAACGACGCCAACGUUGACGUCAACGGCGACAGCGCAGUCGACUGCGCAGCGCGACGUAGAGAAAAAUUUGUGCAAAAAGGCAGUGAAAAUGCGUUAACAGCUCCAGCUCGCGUGCCACAUGAUUUUUUUUCCAAUUCUAAUUUAUGUGCAAAUGUGCAAAGUGACAAAGUAUCAAAAGCAACCGCAACAGCAACAUCAAUUGUAACUGCAGUAAUAGCAACAGCAACAGCAACAGCAACAACAUCUUUAAGUGUCAGCCACGCCAAGGCAACGCAACAAAAUUUAAAACAGCAGCAGCAGCAGGCGCAGGGGGAACAGCAAGGAGAGCAGCAGCAGCAGCAGCAGCAGUUGCCGAGGACGCCAUUGUCAUUGCCAUAUUUGUGGCUUGAAGCAGAAGCAGAAGCAGAAGCAGGAGCAGAAGCAGAAGAGGACGCAGCACAAGGUGGAGCAUGGCACGACCCUCUGAUUGCUGUUGAUAAUGCCGUUGGAGACAUUGUCGUCGUCGAUGCGGAUGCUGUGGUUGCCUUGUCAGUUGAUGUUGAUGUUGCUGGUGCUGACGGUUACGUGGAUAACGUGAGUAACGUGAGUAAAGCCAACAGCAAAGCAGACAACAAAGCCACGUACGUAACGAGUAGUAACAGCAACGAGUUGCAAGUGACGAGUGGCGAGUGCAAGCUUAUAGAUUGCGAAUCACUUGACGCUGAUCAGGAGCAACAAGAGCAGAGCACCAAGGAAUGCGAGGAGCGUGCAACAACAACAACAACAACAACAACAACUACAACAAGCAGAAACGAGUGCAACUCGUCAGUGUUGGCUGUGACAGCAACAAGCUGCAGCGAUUGCGAUCUUAUUGAUUUUGAAAACGAUUUGACUGACGAUUUUGUGGCCAGUCAGCGACUGAAACGCUUACAGCACAAUUUUCAGGGACGCGUCAACAGCAGCAAUAGUAACAACAGCAACAACAACAACAACAGCAACCAUUCUAGCAACGACAACAACAGCUGUAGUGUCACUGCUGAAGUUGAUUGUGUAAAGGCAUCCUUGAGACAACAGCAACAACAACAACUAAAUGCCAGCGCAGCAACAAUAAAGAAACUACCCCCAACUAACACUUGCCCCACUCCAUCAGCAGCAACAACAACCACAACAACAACAACGGCAACAACCCCCCGCGAUAAAGCUGGUCGAAUGGGCUUUUACAAGCAGCAAUUGCCAAAUGAAACCAGCAGCAGCAACCACAACAACAGCAACAACAACAGCACCAUUCAGCAAUUGACAGAGCAAGAGCAAUUGCUGAAUAGGCGACUGUCAAAAAACAGCAGCAGCAGCAGCAGCAAUAACAGCAACAGCAACAGCAGCAGCACUGACAACAGCAGUAACAGCAACAUCAACAGCAGCGACCAGGUACUGAUUGAAAUUGAAACGGAUGGCGAUAGAUUGACGGGCAAACGCAGCGCAUUUGUGGCCACCGAGUUUGGUGACAAGACAAGCAACUCAACAACAUCAUCGUUGUUGUUGUCAUCGUCAGAGCCACACGAUAAUUUUGUGAGCACACUCAGCGAGUUCGAUGUGCAGCGCUUUGGCGAGUAUCUGAAAGCAGCGAGACAACUGCAGCUGCUCGACAUCAAUCACAAUCCAAGCUCCUCAUCGUUGUCGCACACAAUUGUUAAUCCCAUAGAGUCGGCUGCAAGUGUUGUUAGUGGGAAACAGCGACGCGGUUUUCAGUGCUACGACGAAUUGCUCGCUGAAUUCGUUAGCGAGCAGCAAGAAGAGGAGGAGGAAGAAGAGGAAGAGAGCGACACUGUUAGCGAGAGCGAUAGCAACGAUUGCAACGAUUGUCAGUGCCAUGAGUGCCUAGCGUCGUCCGCACAGUUUAUACAACCAACGCCGACGACGACGACGACGACGCCGAGCAACGAGUAUUGCAUUAAUAGUAAUAAUAUAGCGAGUGCACUCGUUACAUCAACAGCAACAGCAGCCACCGUUAAGCCAACAACAACAUCGACAACAGCGAUCAAGAUGCGUGAGGUUAAUGGCCAGCUGCGUGGUCUGCUCAAAAAACCAAAUCGUCCGCCGCCGGCGCGUAAAAAUCGCGUUGUCUUCGACGAGACACGUAACGAGUUCUUCGAGGCGGACUAUAUCAUAUUGAUACGCGAGGAUUGCGCCUACGAUGAGGAGGAUGAGGAGCCCUGCACUUGUGGCGAGCACGAGCUCGUCCGUCUCUGCUGCGAGGAGGGCUGCCAAUGCAACUAUGCGGUGAAUGCCGCCGAUCCAGGCGAUGGCCGAACGCCACAGAGUCCCAAAUAUCAACCGCCGAUUGACUUUGUGGACGAUGCGGCGCUCAGUCCGCCCGAUGGCUACAAGGAUAAUAGCUUAAAGAAUACGCUUGGUGGCGCGCUAAGCGGCCACAUCUUUGGGGCGCAACAUUUGCAGCAGUUGCAGGUGAUACAGCGUCUGCAACAGCAACGUGCCGCAAUGUUGGCCGCACGCAACAGCAAUGGCAACGGCAAUAGUCAACAAAUACCGCCGCCACCGCCGCCCGUUGGCACCGCAGCCCAACAACAACAGCAGCAGCAGCAGCAGCAGCAACAACAACAGCAGCAACAGCAACAACAUCAUGGAGCAGCGACACAGCAUCAUGGAGCAGGGCAACAGCAACAGCAGGCGGAUGAGGACUUGCAGGGCGUGUGCACCGAGUGCGCGGAGUGCGCCGAAUGUGCAGCCAAACAGCUGCAGGAUGCAGAAUGCAGCUCCGCGCAGUGUGGCGAGGAGUUGACGCCGAUCGGCGUCCCAGCCGUGGCGCUGUUGCCACUGCACACAAGUUCACCGGAGCGUCGGAUUACGCAGAAGGAGAUCAUUGCCGGGGAGGAGAGGCCGAAAUAUGUGCUGCAAUCGCAAUACAACAAGCCAACAGCGGGUGCUGCAGUCAAAGUUAGAAAGGAUUCGGGCAACAACCACACAAGUAGCAGUAGCAGUAGCAGGCCCAACGCCAGCGCUGGCAUUGGCAUUGGCGGUUCCAUUAGCGCAACUGGCGGCUAUGGCAACUCCUUGCUGCCGGCCGUGGCCAAGAAAAAACGAUUUGUUGUUGAAACUAUUACCACUAUGACCACAGUGACCGAGCGACGCAUUAUACGCGAGGCGCACGAGGAUGUCGCUGCCAACCAAGCCAACCAAGGUGGAGCGAACACUGGAGCCGCAGUUGCCACACCCGGAGCUGGAGCUGGAGCUGGAACUGGUGCCGAGAUGUUGCCGCCAGCGUUGCCAGCCAAGGCAAGCGCAACAGCAGCUGUUGCAGCCGCUGCCGCCGCUGCAGCCGCCGCCGCAGCAGCAGCAGGAAAUGCAACGGAUCAAUAUGAUGAGCUGAAACCGCCGCCCAUACCACCCAAGGAGACGACGACCACACAGAUCAGCGGCAUACUCAAAGGCGGCAAACUGUGGAAGCAGGACUCCAUCUCGCAACAAUCGGAUGACCAGAACAACACCACCUCCGAGGAUGAGAGUGGUGCUACCAAGCGUUCUGUGCGUUUCGUAACCGAGGAUCAGGCCAAUGCCGGCACCGAUGGCGACGGUCAAUCGUUGUCUGGCGAUCUAGACGACAGCGAGAAUCAGAUCAACGAGCUCAUACCGAUCAAGAAGCAUUCGACGCUGUUCAACAAUGCGUUGCGUCCAAAUUCGGCUGUGCGCCAACUGUUCCCCAGCGUGUCGGCCCAACAGGCGCCGGUGUUGACCUCGGAGGCACUGCGCGCCUUCGACGAGUCGAAGCGUGCCGGCUGCCUGGUCACCCAUUUGCCCGGCAGCUGCGGUGACUCGGACACCUUGCGCCGCAGCAUGGAACGCAACAUACUGCGACGUUCCCUGAUCAAGAAAAAGGCCGUCAAGUCGGACAUCUCGCUGGAGGAGCGGAUUAAGCAGCUCACCUGCGACAUUGACGAGGAUCUGGCCGAGGAGUUAUCGCUGGCUCGCAGCGUUGUCGAGCACGAGCAACAGGUGGAUCAGGAUCAGGGCAGCGAACGCGAGUGCAGCGAGCUGGCGCAACGCGACAGUCCCGCCGGCGAGGAGAAUCCCAAUGCGUUGGCGCCCAAGUUCUUGAACGGUGAGAAGAGCUUCUCGCCGAGCAGCUCAGUGUCCAGCUCGUCGAGCGGUUCGUCCGCCUACAAGAAAAUCGCCGACAUUUUCAGUCGCGACAAGAAACAGGAGAAGAUCAUGGAGCUUGAGGAGAAUCCCAUAGUCAUUAUACCGCAGGAGUGCCGCUGUCCCGCCGCACCGGAUCUGGGCAUGGGCAUCCAGGUGCCCGUUGUGCACACGCAAAUCCAUCGCACGCCGCCCCGUCAAACGGAACCGAAGCGUCAGUUCCUCUCCACGCUGGCGCCGCUCACCGCCUGCGUUGCCGGCAACAAGGACGAUCUCUCCUCGUACUACACGUUGGCUGCGGCAGCGGCGGCCCAUCAGCAUGGUCACGCCCACCACGCCCAUUAUGCCGCUGCAGCGGCUGCGGCCGACUUCAAUAUGAGUCAACUGCUGGGCGCAGCAGCAGCCGGAGCGGGAGGCGAUGCUGCCGCACAGCAGGCAGCCGCUGUGGCCGCGAUGGCAGCUCAGGGCUUGGCGCUGGGUGGUGGCAACGGAGCCGGCGGCUCAGGUGGUGUUGGUGGCGGGGAUGAGGCGCGUAAGGUGGCGCCCGAUGUGAUUGCCGGGACACCGGGACAGGAGACGUCGCAGCAGGAUGAGUUGGCGGCAUUUGCGCAGGCGGAAGCAAAGCGCACCGAGCAGCUAAAGAAACGCUACACGGGAAUGGAGAGUGGCGGUCAGUCGCAGUCGCAAUCGCAGGCGAGCAGCGACGAUGAUGAGCAGAACGAUUAUGGGUUCAACAAGCGGCCGUCGGUGCGCGGCAUUAAGCCGAAGUUUAGCUCAACGAACGAGAUACUCGCCCAGAUGCAGGAACAGUUGACGCAACAGAUACCGACGACGGUGAUCAGCAGUCAACCGGUGCCGCAAGCAGUCAAGGGUUAUGCGAUGCCCAAUCAGCCGAAGCAACUCUCGCAGAAUCCCUCGCCACAGAACGUGCCACAGCAACAGCAGCAGCAGCAGCAGCAACAACAACAACAACAGCAGCAACAGCAGCAGCAGCAGCAACAAUUGCAACAGCAGCAGCAGGCGCAGGUGCAGUUGCAACAACAGAUGGCAGCCGCAGCGGCAGCGUUGCAGGCGAACACGAUUGCCCAGCAAAAGACGGAGCAACGCACCUGGAGCUUCUACAGCGAGAGCGGCGAGCAGCAACGCUUCCCCGUCGAUGCGGCAGCCAUACAGCAGACCUACUAUCAAACAUUGCCCGCCGGUGCCAUGUUCCGUCAGACGAUGAUCCAGCAGCAGGGCGGAGCGCCCGAUGAUGCCUCAUCGCUGCUGUAUGCCGCCGCCCAGAAUUGCCAGAGCGUCACGGCAACAGCCACCGCCACGGCCACCGUGGAUGGCCGCAUCGAGCAGAGCAAGCACAGCAGCUACAGCAGCCACUUUGCACGCAGCCCCACCCGACGACCGGAAUCGCCGCCGCCGUUGCGCAACUAUCACCAGACGAUGGUCCUGAUACCCUACAAUGCGGAGACGUACUCACAGUUUGCCACCAGCAGCAGCGUCGAUCCCAAGCUGGCCCACAUCCAGCGGCAGAAUAUACUCGAGUAUCAACAGGUGACACAGCAAACGAUACGUGUGCCCAUUGGCUAUGCGCUGCCUGGCAUGCAACUGCAUGUGGUCAGUGGGCGUGGCCAUGCCGCCCAUUACGCACAACACCCGCACACGGCAGCCCAACAGCAGCAACACCAACAACAGCAGCAGCAGCAGCAACAACAGCAGCAACAACAGCAGCAACAACGUCUGAUGCAGCAACACUAUCAGUUUGGAGCCGAGGGAGGAAUGCCGGGCUUCAGUGAGCGGGGCGUGCCCGAGGGAGCAGCCGCUGUAUCGCACAGCGAUUGCAAUGCCAUGGUCUCACCCACAACAGCAGCAGCAGCCGCCGCUGCCGUGCAACAGCAGCAGCAGCAGCAACAACAGCAGCAACAACAACAGCAGCAACAGCAGCAGCAACAACAACAACAGGUGGCAGGAGGAGCUGCCGCUGGGGCAGCUCAGGGAUCGGUGUAUUAUGCGAUGAACGUAUGACCCGGGCUUGAAUAGUCGCUGCCAGCGGCGUUGAUUGUCGAGCGCCGCCAGUGUCAACGCGUCGAGUUGUCAGCGACUUCAGUGCAUUUGGGUGGCGCCGCCGGUGGCGGCAGAUGAGCUAACAACAGCACGCUUAUUGCCAGCCACGCCCACCACAACAGCCCUCAACAACAGCCUCAUUCCCCUCUCCGCAAAUUGAGUUAACAAAGCUGUCAUUGUGUCGUUGAGUUUUGCUCCGCGUUGAUCCUAGCGAACCUGCGCUUUCUUUCUUUUCCAUCCCUCCUCCAGCCUCGCUCCUCCCCUCUCCCGUCCCAUAGUGUCGCAAUCUCUGUUAUUUUCCUGUGUAUGUGUAGGUCUGAAGGUGUAUCUACGCCUCAUCGGUGUGUGUGUGUGUGUGUGUGUGUAUGUGUCUGUGAAUUUCGAAAAUUGAAUAUUGUAUGUUGUUGCGCCAACCCUGUUCCUUGCCCAGCCCUGGAUCUGGACACUGUGCAACAGUGCAACGCACGUAAAGUGAAACGAAACGAAAAACCACAAAACACUAUUAAAAUUAAACAUUUAACAAUUCUCUUUAAUACAACAAAUAUAUACAUACUAACGAAAUUAAGCAUAUACAUACAUAUGCAUAUAUGAUAAAUUAUGAGAGGCAAGCAGGUUAAAGAAGAACCAGAAGAAGAAGGAGACGAGAGGAAAAUCGAUUUCAAUUUCGAAUUGAGUUGAGUUUUCCAAAGUUACGUUUUCGAAUCUCGAAUUUCGCAUCAACCAAAAUAGUAAACCAAAUUAAUUAAGUAUAUGAAUUUAUUUAUUACAUGCUGGGUGCUACAAAUGCAACAAAAACAAAAUCGAAAAGAUACUGAAAAUGUUGAAAUUAUAAUUUCUUUUUUUCAAAUACCCUGUACUUUAGAAUUGAGAAGUCACAAACUUUCGUCUGUCUGUUUAGCAACUAAAUUUAAACAAAGUUCUUUAAUGAAUUUUUUCAAAAAUCAUUGAAAAGGGAAAUCCUUCAAUUUCGAGCACAGGGUAGCUGUUAGUCGUUCAUAUUGCGACUAGAUUGAUCUUCAUUUUUUUUUAGUCUAUGAUUUAGCCGCUUAGUUGUUUCGCUUUGAUUGAAAAGAAAACAAAAAUAAAAACGUGUUUGCUCAAUGAAAAUUGCAUUUGAUUUUAAGUGAAAAUAUACAUAAAUUAAAUUUAAUUAAAUUAUAAAUAUAUAUAAAUUAUAUUAUACAUACACUCAUAUUUAAAUUAUCAUACUAUAUAUAUAUAUAUUUAUUAUAUGUAUGUAUAUGUAGUGCAAUUUGUUGCUACAGUGAAACUUUCUUUCACAUCCAUUUCUCGACUCGAAACUAGAACAAAAAAUCAAAACCAAAAACCACAAAAAAAAAAACACAAUCUUAACACAUAAAACACACACAAACAACAAAAUAUAUAUAUACAUAUAUAUUGAAUUUGUCUUUUUUUUAAAUCUCAAGGUAGUAAAUAUCAUAUAUGAAGGAACUUAAUUAAUAGAGCUAUUCUUAAGCAAAUUAUUACUAUUAUUAUUUAUGUCUAUACACUUGAUCCAAAUACUUUUUUUGUUGUAUUAAAUAUAUUAUAUAUAUAAAUAUGUGAAUUUAUUUUGAUUUAUUAUAAAUAAUAUGCAAUAUAUGGUUUUUAUGCCCAUUGCAAUGGGCGCGAACUCCACAAAGUAGGCAACAAAUAAAUGUGAGCUGAACUGGAAAUGGGAACAACCCAAUUGCAAGGGUAUUUAAGCUUCGGCUAUGCCGAUUAGAGUGCUUCCCCCCUCUCCACCACUAUUUUGAUUUUCUUAACGAUACAGUUUUAAUUGAUAGAACUUUCAUUCGCUACAUUUAUAAUAUGCGCACGUAUUUAUUUGGUGAUUUGGGGUUUUCUGGAAUGUCCCCCAUACGAACCCCGAUGAGUCCCAUUGUACGAUUGCGUAUUUAUUUUGUGAGCUGCAGUUUGUUUGGGUUUCAUGAGAGAGAAUACAUGCCUACGUACUCAUUUGUAUGUGUGUGCGUAGGAUCUAUGUAUACGAAUCUAUUGUAUCAUUCUUAAAUAACAAAAAUCAUCUACUUCUAAGUAACAGUGCCAAAGUUGCACCAAAACAAAACAAAACCAAAAACAAAAAACAACAACAACUUGUUAGAAACUUGAACUUGAAACAGGUAACAAAUAGGAAAGAAAACGAUAUAAUGCAAAAAUAUAUAAAAAGAGAAAUCCAAUACUUUUUAAGAGUAUAUACAAUACAAUUUAACUGGGGCUGUUUCGAAGCAGCUCCGUUUUGGCAAAGGAAACGAACGAAUAUAAAGCAAAUAUUAUUUUUAACACUCCACUUGCGUUCAUGUCUAUAAUAAACAUUCAACCAAAAAUAUAAGAGAAAAAAUGAAAACAUUAUAUAGUAUAUAUAUAUAUAAAUAUAAAUUACAUUUAAAAUGCAAUAAAAAAGAAAUAAAUAGAUGAAGCAGAUUAAGAAGAAACAAAGACAACGCAUAGCAAGUGAAGCCAGAGCGAGAGUUAGUUAGUGCUACAGUACAGUUAGUUCGAUACAGUUAGUUAUAUACAUAUACUUAUACAUAAACAUAUACAUAGAAGAGGCCCAGGCGCAAAACGAACUUAGUCGUAUACAUAUAUUAUAUAUACCAUACACAACCAAUAUAUACCGAAACUAUAUAGUAUACACAACAAAGUGUAGUUUUAAAAAAAAACCAUAGCGCACUUUUAGGCGCCACAUUAAAAUAGAAAGACGUGAACAAAAAAAUCGAACGAACACUUUACCCGAACAAUUUCCGAGACAAAAACCUAAAUUCAAGAAUUGAUAAAGCAGCGCGAUUUGCAUAUUUAAUAAUAAUUAAAUAUAUAUAUAUAUAUAUUCCAGUAUAUAUAUAUACAUGUAUAUGAUAUACAUAUAUAUAUAUUAGAUGUUUAUGUAAUACAUAAAGAAAACACAAAAAAAAACAGCUAAAGUAACGCAAAGAAUUUCACAGAAAAAUGCAAAAGAAAAUUAUGAAUGGUAUUUUUUGCGACUUUUUCUGUUCGAAUUGUCUGGGUUGAGAAUAUCAGCUAUAACUAAUUUUUUUCUAUGCAAAAUGUAGUUGACAAAUUAUAUAAAACAAAAAAAAAAAAAAACAACAAAAAAAGCAGAUAUACAUAUAUAUAUAUAUAUAUAUAUAUACACUAAUCUAUUGAAUGGUUAAAAAAUUUUGAUUUUUUUUUUGUGGCAUGCAACAACAGACACAAUGUGAAAAAUGUGUAUUCAUUAAUUAAAUAAGAAAGAAUAUGAAAAAAAAAAGAAAACAAACCAAAUAUAUAUAAA
Drosophila sulfurigaster albostrigata is the source of this 10952-nucleotide messenger RNA. RefSeq lists its product as uncharacterized. Bases 329 to 7642 code for a protein of 2437 amino acids. The record is from RefSeq and is a predicted model, not a curated record. The transcript is spliced from 11 exons. NCBI's taxonomy places the organism in Eukaryota, Metazoa, Arthropoda, Insecta, Diptera, Drosophilidae.